AUUCCCUUGAAAUUCCCAGAAAUUUGCCCAAAAUUCCCAUGAAAUUCCCAGAAAUUUGCCCAAAAUUCUCAUUUUUCCCCCGUUUUCCAGCAGGCUCUGGGUGCUCUGACGUAACUUCCCGUGGUGGUCGCUUAGCAACGCGUCGCGCUGCUGGCGUCGCGCCGCUGACGUCACUUCCUCCUUCUCCCUCACCGGCGCCGCCAUCAUGGCGGCCGUGUCGGUGUUCCCGUCCCCAGGCGAGCUCGGCGCGGCGCUGGCGCGGUCGGUGGCGGAGGCGGCGGCCGAGGCGGUGGCGAGCGGCGGCCGCUUCACGCUGGGGCUGUCCGGGGGCUCGCUGGUGCAGCUGCUGGCGCGGGAGCUGCCGGCCGCCCUCAGCGCCGUGGCCGGCUCCGAGCCGAGCCGCUGGCUCGUGGCGUUCUGCGAUGAGCGCCUGGUGCCGCCCGAGCACCCCGAGAGCACCGGCGGCGCCUACCGGGCCCAGCUGCUGCCCCGGCUCCCCGCCCCCCCCCGCGUGCUCUGGGUCCGUUCCGAGCUGGGCCCGGCCGAGGCCGCGCGGGACUACGAGGGCAGGCUGAGACAGGAGUUCCCGGGCGAGGACCCCCCCCGGUUUGAGCUGCUGCUGCUGGGGGUGGGGCCGGACGGACACACGGCCUCGCUCUUCCCGGGACACGCCCUGCUCCAGGAGCAGAAUUCCCUGAUUUCCUACCUGCUGGACUCUCCCAAGCCGCCUCCCCAGCGGGUGACGAUGACGCUGCCGCUGCUCAACGCCGCCAAAUCCGUGCUGGUCGUGGCCACCGGCGCCUCCAAGGCCCCUGUGAUCCAGCGGAUCCUGGAGCAGCAGGAGCCGGAUCCCGUCCCGGCCGCGCGGCUCCGGCCCCGCUCGGGGCGGCUCCGGUGGCUCCUGGACCGGGAGGCGGCGGCGGAGCUGAGGGAGCCCCCGGCACCCUGAAAUGGGGGGAAAAUUGAGGAAUUCCGGGAGAAAUGGGAAAUGUGGACUUGGGAGGGAGGAAUUCCAGAGGAAAAAACAAAAAAAAACCAGGAGAAAUGGACUUGAAAUGGAAAAAUUCUGUGGAAAAAUGGGGAAAAAAUGUCCUUAAAAUGGAGAAAUUCCCAGGAAAAAUGUCCUUAAAAUGGAGAAAUUCCGUGGAGAAAUGUAUUUAAAAUGGAGAAAUUCCAGAAAAAACAGCAAAAAUGUCCUUAAAAUGGAGAAAAUCCCAGGAAAAAUGUCCUUAAAAUGAAAAUGGAGAAAUUCCAUGGGAAAAUGGCUUUAAAAUGGGGAAAUUCCAGAAAAAAAAAAACCAGCAAAAAUGCUCUUUAAAAUGGAGAAAUUCCAUGGAAAAAUGUUCUUUAAAAUGGAGAAAUUCCGUGGAAAAAUGGAGAAAUUCCAUGGAAAAAUGUCCUGAAAAUGCAGAAAUUCCAUGGAAAAAAAUGUCCUGGGAAUGGAGAAAUUCCAGAGAAAAAUGUUCUUUAAAAUGGAGAAAUUCAAUGGAAAAAUGUCCUUAAAAUGGGGAAAUUCUGGAAAAAAACAGCAAAAAUGUCCUUAAAAUGGAGAAAAUCCCAGGAAAAAUGGAGAAAUUCCAUGAAAAAAUGUCCUGAAAAAUGGAGAAAAUCCAGAGAAAAAUGUCCUUAAAAUUGGGAAAUUCCCAGGUAAAAUAUCUUUAAAAUUGAGAAAUUCAAUGGAAAAAUGUCCUUAAAAUGGAGAAAUUCCAUGGAAAAAUGGGGAAAAAAUGUCCUUGAAAUUGAGGAAUUUCUGGGGAAAAUGGGCUGGGAAAAUUCCAUGAAAAAUUUCUUUAAAAUUGAGAAAUUCCAUGGAAAAAUGGCUUUAAAGUGGAGAAAUUCCAUGGAAAAAUGGGAAAAAAUGUUCUUAAAAUGGAGGAAUUCCAUGGAAAAACGUCCUUAAUUGAGAAAUUCCCAUGAAAAUUUUCUUUAAAAUUGAAAAAUUCCAUGGAAAAAUGCCUUAAAAUGAAGGAAUUCCAGGAAAAACGUCCUGGGAAUUUCUCAAUUCCAGGGAAAAAAAAAAAUGGUUCUGGAAGUGAAAAUUCCAAUGGAAAUUAAUUAAUGGAGUGAAUUAAUUAAUGGAAUGAAUUAUUUAUGGAAUUCCCAGGAAAAAAUGGCCCAGAAAUUGAGGAUUUUCCCUGGGAAAAUAUCUCAGGAAUUGAGAAUUCCAAAGGGAUUUUUGGAUUCUUUUAAUUGGGAUUUUUGACUGGAUUUUUUUUUGGAUUUUUGGACCUUUUUUGGGGGGGGGAUUUUCGGCUUUUUAGUUUGGGAUUUUUGAAAAUUUUUUGAGAUUUUUGACUGGAUUUUUUGACCUUUUUAUUUGAUUUUUGGACUCUUUUUUUUUUUUUUUGGUGAUUUUACCUGAAUUUUUUGCGACAAGGGACGCUUUGGCUGAGCUGGGAAUUCUCGGAAAAUCCUCAAAAUUCUGGGAAAAAAAACCCAAAAAAUCAAAGAAAUCAAAAAAUUCUGAAAUCAAGAGCGGGACUGGGAAACCCAGCAGGAACUGGGAUCAACUGGGAGAGGAAAAAUGAAUCAAAACGGGCCAAAAAAUUGAGAUUUUGGAGAUUUAGGAGCUUUUAUUUUGAUUUUUUUUGGAAUAAACGGUGCUUGGGCUGAGCUGGAA
Molecule: messenger RNA, 2620 nt
Organism: Melospiza melodia melodia
Lineage: Eukaryota; Metazoa; Chordata; Aves; Passeriformes; Passerellidae
Product: 6-phosphogluconolactonase-like
Exons: 5
Coding region: 206-949 (247 amino acids)
Biological process (GO): carbohydrate metabolic process; pentose-phosphate shunt
Molecular function (GO): 6-phosphogluconolactonase activity
Source: RefSeq, a predicted model, not a curated record